AUGAAGGUCCUCGUGGCUCUCGCUGUCUGCGCGCUAGUCGCCAGUGCUUACGGAGCGAGUCUCGGCGUUUUCGAUGGUCCGGUUUAUUUUGAUGACGAAACCCUCACGAGCGUGGAGGCCCAAUUUCAACUCGAUCAUCGGGACUUAAGUGACCUGACCCUCGUAGAGCAGCCCUCUUUCAGAGCUCGUCGCUUCACCUGCGACGUCUUGUCCUUCAAGAGCAUGUGGGUCUCGCCGAAUCACUCGGCCUGUGCCGUCAGGUGUCUAGCCCAGCGUCGCAAGGGAGGAAAGUGCAAGAACGGAGACUGCGUCUGCCGAUGAUAGAAUUAAAAUAAACUACAUGAAUGAAUUAGUUUUAUCACUGCCGCUAUGUUAAAGCAUGAUUUUGUUGAGAUGCGUUAUAUGUAAGAUACUAUUUACUGUAAUGUAUAGUUUUAUUUAAUAAACGACUUUGAUACAAAGCAAA
Messenger RNA from Nasonia vitripennis (jewel wasp), 466 nucleotides. RefSeq names its product defensin-2-like. Lineage: Eukaryota; Metazoa; Arthropoda; Insecta; Hymenoptera; Pteromalidae. Gene Ontology annotation, biological process: defense response to bacterium; humoral immune response. The record is from RefSeq and is marked provisional.